UUUCUUUUCUCCCUCGUUGCUCGCGUACUUGAAGUCUGAAAAUAGGGGGAAAGGGUUAUUAGGGGACUUGGGGGGGCAAAAAUAAUAAAGGCUAAAAAAGUCCCCAUUUGAAGCCUCGCACUCGAUUCGUAUCGAUUUUUCGAUUGGAUCUUGAGAGACCGGUGCUUCAAGUGAGAGGAGAAGAGGACAGUGGAAAGAUGGGUUCUUGAUUGUUGGAAACCCUAGUAAUAUUUUGAUGUGUUGUUACUUUGGUGUUUUCUGUUGUUGAUUGAAGUUAGCUGUGAUUCCGAAGUAGUAGAUUUUAGUUGUGGAUUGAGCUGAAACCCUAGAAUUGCAAUUUGUGGACUUGUCUCACUGUAAAGUUCGUUCUUUUUCUUAUUUAUUUUUUUUGGGGAUUUUGGGAAUAGCAUGGGAGACGAGAGUGUAUUAGUAGUCCAAGUGGAGGACUUGAAUCGAUCUAAGGUCAGUGAUGACAAAAUGGUUCGUGAUGAUUCAGAAGAAUGCAAAAAAGAUUGUGUUGAGGGGACAGAGGACCAGCCUAAAGUUGACGAUAACACGAUGAUUGUAGAGGGAUCCAAAUUAGCGGGAUCAAACAGAAAUCAUGAGAUUACUGUUGAUAAUUCACUUGUUGGGGCAUUGAAACAAUCCCAAGGAGUUACCAAGAGUAAUGAGAAGGGGGUAGGGAAACAAGCAAAGAGAAAGAGGGCUUCCAUAGAUGUCAAUGUGCUCUCUACUGACAAGGGGACUCUGGUUACUGAAUGCCGUAGAGAGCUAGAUAGCUUGUUUGAGUAUUACAAGGAGUUGUCAGCUAGAGUCCUGACUUUGGAGGAGGGUUUGUGUUCUUCAAACAAUUCAUUGGUGGCUUGCUUGCUGGAGGAGAGCAAUCUUGCAUUUUCUAAAUUGGUGGAGGUGAUAUUUGAAAAGUUAAAGGGAAAAGAGGGUGUUUCUUUGGCUUAUGUGCGUAGUACGGUUCUGUCUGUUGCACAUAGAAUCUCGUACGGGAUCACGAAUGUAGAAGCUGAUGUAUUGGAGGAUGAAUCUGCGGUUUGUCUAUGGUGCUGGGAGACAAAAGACAUUAAGUUGAUACCUCCAAAUCAGCGUGCGGAUUUAAAUGUUCGGCGUAUAGGUCGAAAGAAAAUACAUGAGAGAAUUUCUGCUCUUUCAGCAACCCUAUCCGCACUAGCAAUUCCAGAAAAUCAGGCUAGUUACAAAAGUAUUCUCAAUAAAACAUCCAUAAAGCUUGGGAAGGCAUUAAAUUUAGAGGAGAUUCGCUCACUAGUUGAAAAGAAGAAACAAAAAAGUAACACCAGCAUGGCUGACAAGACAGCGAAACUAAAGGAGAAAGAGUCCAUCCGUGCGAUUCAGAAGGAGAAAUUGCAAACAGAAAAAGAGAUUAAGCGGAUGCAGGAAGAAGCUGAGAAAGAAGCCAAACAGCGAGAGAAAGAUGAAGCUGAAUCUAAGAAACAGCUUAAGAAGCAACAAGAAGAAGCUGAGAGGGAUAGGCGGCGGCGAGAAAGGGAAGAAGCAGAACUGAAAAAGCAACGUUCCGUAAAGAAGCAAGCUACCAUAAUGGAGAGGUUUCUUAAAACAAAGAAGAGCAAUGAUAAUUCACAUAGCAUUGAAAAGCCAUCACCUAAGCAAGACCCAAUAUCUGAUUCACCUAAUAAGGUGGAGGUGGUCAAUGCAACUACCUCGUUAAUGGAUAGUACUUUUUAUAGGCAAGACAGCUCUGAUGCAGAGGACCUUCGUAAAUUGCAUGUUGAUGGCUGGCGUAAGUUGUCUCGCUGCAAUCGAUCCUGCCACUGGGGUGUUAGGCGUAAUCCUAGGGCUGAGCUUUUUAAGGAGCUUAAGCUGCAUGAAUCAUCCAUUGAAGUAAAUCCUCUUGGGAAACCUGAAACUCCAGUCAAGGAAGUUGCCUCUCCUAAGGACUUCUCCAGGGAAGUGGGUCAAAAUAAGCUCGGAGAUGAUGGGUCAGAAAGAUCUUUUGGAAAUGAUCAUAUUGAUAUUGCCUCACUUCAGUCAUUGAGGAAGAAACUGUUGCAGUUUGACAAGAGCAAUAGACCGGCGUACUAUGGUACGUGGAGCAAGAAAAGUUGUGCUGUUGGACCACGACGCCCGCUUAAGAUGGAUCCAGAUUUGAACUACGAUGUUGACAGUGAUGAAGAAUGGGAAGAGGAGGAACCAGGUGAAAGUCUCUCAGAUUGUGACAAGGAUGUUGACGAGGAACGGCUAGAGGAAGAAACAUUGAAAUUCGAUGAUGAAGAGGAAAGCGAAGAUGGCUUCUUUGUGCCAGAUGGUUAUCUCUCUGAAAAUGAGGGUGUUCAAGUUGAUGGCAAGUCAGGCGGGACAGAUGGUGAGACUGGAAGUUCACAGAGUGGUCAGUCAGCAGUUGAAAGUGAAGAGAUCCGAGUAUUGCUGCAACAGCAGAAAUACCUUCAAAAUUUGACACAGCAAGCUCUCCGAAAGGUUCAUCCCUUAGUCAUAUCAAACCUAGCACAUGAAAAAUCUGAAACAAAGACGGUUGAAGAUAUAAAUGGCACAAGUAAGAUUGAGCAAAUGUGCCUGCAAGCUCUCUCCAUGAGAGCCUGCCCUGGAGGUUGCAUAAUAGAUUUAUCAGUUGAUUACAACCCAGAAAAUGAAGACCAGGAGGUCCCACAAUCUCAGGCUAAAAAUAAUACAACACCCACUCCCUCUACUUCAGCUAUCUUAGACUCGGAUUUGCCAGAAAUUGUGUUAUCAAUCAGGUCAAACUCACAGGGUAUCAAUAAGGUAUUAGAGUCAUUGCAAGGCAAAUUUCCAACCACCCCAAAGUCCCAAUUGAGAAAUAAAGUAAAGGAGAUAGCAGAUUAUGUGGAUAAUCGGUGGCAGGUUAAGAAAGAGAUUUUGGACAGGCUUGGCUUAUCGACUUCUCCAGAGAAACUUUCUAAGCCGAAAGGAAUAACAACCUUUUUCUCAAAGCGGUGUCUACCUCCACAGAAGCAAUCCGUCGAUGCCUCGGAAUCUUCUCCCCAACAAUGUUCGAAGACUAAAGUCAUUGCUCAUGAUGGCACUCAGUGCAGCGGUGUCUAAGAAAGAUGGGGGGCUCUUUUCGGUCUGCAACUGAGUUGCCGACGACUUCCUGAAGCAUCAACGCAGUAGUGGAGCUUUGUAAAUUGAGUACAGUUCCUGCUGCCAAGUUUUUGUUUUCAUGUUCCCCCCUCUAUUUGUGGUGUGUAUAAUAACCAUGAGAGGAAUAGGGUAUAACUAGUUUAGUACCUAUGCAGGAAACUCUCAUCUCCUGUGGUUGUUUUGAAGAAUCAACAUGCAUUUCUUCCCUUAAUUUGACAAACAUUUCAGAUAUAAUGUUUUCUUUGGCA
Messenger RNA from Asparagus officinalis (garden asparagus), 3356 nucleotides. RefSeq names its product chromatin assembly factor 1 subunit FSM. The transcript is spliced from 12 exons. Gene Ontology annotation, cellular component: CAF-1 complex; nucleus. The record is from RefSeq and is a predicted model, not a curated record. NCBI's taxonomy places the organism in Eukaryota, Viridiplantae, Streptophyta, Magnoliopsida, Asparagales, Asparagaceae. Bases 409 to 3069 code for a protein of 886 amino acids. Gene Ontology annotation, biological process: nucleosome assembly.